AUGCCUUGCUUAUCAACUAGCCCUGUGUCAGAUCAGAGCUCUCUGCUAACAGUGGAGGGCUCUUCACCGCCAAAUAGUUACCCCUCAUCAUCAGCGAGGGGUAAUCCCCUGAAACAGCCAAUUACAGAGAUUCGGGAGACUCCGCCAAGAAGUUCAAGUCAUGCAACCUACUAUAGCCAGGCUAGCCCAGACCUGAGUCAACCAGAAUUACCACCGCUGAAGCGGAACUUUGCGACGAAGUUGGCGAGACGAACAGAUACUGGCCAACCACCAACCAUUGCACGGAAAGAUCAGCUGAACUUCGCGCCAAAGAAGCAGCUAAAAGCUGCUCGAAAAAAGCCCGUCCAGAUCACUAAACGCCAGAAAGUUCGUAGAUAG
Molecule: messenger RNA, 378 nt
Organism: Colletotrichum truncatum
Lineage: Eukaryota; Fungi; Ascomycota; Sordariomycetes; Glomerellales; Glomerellaceae
Source: RefSeq, a predicted model, not a curated record